AUGGAUCCAACAUUAAACGAAACAUCGAACGGUGUUCGUAAUUCUUGGAAUAUUCUUCCAGCUAACAGAAUUGAUCAAUCUCGUUGUGUUAUUCCUGUUGGUUGUUUAUACACUCCUCUCAAGGAAAUCCCAGGACUUCUUACACUUCCAUACGAACCUGUUGUUUGUAAAACUUGUAGAGGUAUUCUCAACCCUUUUGCUAGAGUUGAUUAUAGAAUUAAACAAUGGAGUUGUCCAUUAUGUAUGGAUGUUAAUAUGUUCCCUCCUUCAUACUCUGGAAUUACUGAAGCUCAACAUCCUGCCGAACUUCACACUGGUUUCACUACUAUUGAAUACAAACUUAACAAGCCUAAUGCACCAGCACCAGUUUUCCUUCUCUUGGUUGAUACUUGUCUUCCAGAAGAUGAAAUGAGAUUCAUGAAGGAUUCUAUUUUGCAAAGUCUUAAUAUUAUUCCUGAAAAUUCUCUUGUUGGUUUGAUUACUUAUGGAGCAACAGUUCAAGUUUUUGAAUUAGGAUUCAAGGAAUGUAGUAAAGCUUAUGUUUUCAGAGGAGACAAGGAAACACCAGUGGAACAAGUUCAAGAACAAUUAGGUUUGAAAAUGCCAUCCCAACCACAACAAGGACAAUUUGGACGUUUACCAAAUCAACCAAUUAUUAACCCAGCCAUUUCUAAAUUCUUGUGUCCACUUGCUGAUUGUCCUCAAUUAAUGGAUAUUAUUGAAGAACUUCAAACUGAUCCAUGGCCUGUUAAGAGUGGUCGUCGUCCACGUCGUUGUACCGGUGUUGCUUUAUCUGUUGCUACUUCUCUUCUUGAAUCAACCUUUAAGGGAUACGGAUCUAGAAUUUUGAACUUUAUUGGUGGUCCAUGUACCUUUGGUGAUGGUGAAGUUGUUGGAUUGGAACUUAUUGAACAAAUUAGAUUGCACAAUGAAUUGAGAAGCGGAAAGGCUCCACACUUCAAGAAGGCUACCGAGUUUUAUAAGAAGAUUGCUCAAAGAUUAGUUCAAAAUGGACAUGUUUUGGAUAUUUUCGCUGCUAAUCUUGAUCAAAUUGGUGUUUUGGAAAUGAAAUCUUGUUGUGAAAAUACCGGAGGUACUAUGGUUUUGACUGACACUUUUGAUAAUCCAAUCUUUAAGGAAUCAUACAUGAGAUUCUUUGAAACAGGAUCUGAUGAACAACUUAAGAUGGGUUUGAACGGCUCAGUUGAAAUUCAAUGUUCAAACGAAAUUAAGGUUUGUGGUGUUCUUGGUCCAGUUACUUCCAUGAACAGAAAGGCCAAUAAUGUAUCUGAAAAUAUUAUCGGUGAAGGUAGUACAAAUGCCUGGAAGAUUAAUGCUAUCCAUCCAAGUACUACUCUUGCCUUCUACUUUGAUGUUGUUAAUCAACAAAAUCCAACCAACAUGAAUACUCCAGCUAUCAGAUGCUUCCAAUUUGUUACUGCUUAUCAACAUCCUUCAGGCGAAUAUAGAUUAAGAGUAACAACUCAAUCUCUUGGUUGUGCUCAACCAAAUAGAUUUGAUGAACUUGCCCAAGGUUUCGAUCAAGAAGCUGCCACAGCCCUUGUUGCCAGAUUAUCUGUAUUCAAGGCUGAAACUGAAUAUUUAUUCGAUGUUUUGAGAUGGUUGGACAAGUCAUUGAUCAAGUUGGUCUCCAAAUUCGGUACUUACACUCCUAAUAAUCCUGAUUCAUUGAUCCUUUCACCUCAAUUUUCAGUUUUCCCUCAAUUCCUUUACCACUUGAGAAGAAGUCAAUUCUUGAGAGUUUUCAACUCCAGUCCUGAUGAAACAGCUUGGUUUAGAUUACUUUUGAAUAGAGAAACAACCACCAAUUCUAUUACCAUGAUCCAACCAACCUUGUACUCUUACUCUUUCACUGAAUCCCCACACCCUGUUGAAUUGGACUCUAACUCUGUUAGACCUGAUGUCAUUCUCCUCUUGGAUACCUUCUUUACCGUUUUGAUUCACUAUGGUGAAACUGUUACUUCAUGGAGAGAAGCUGGUUAUCAUCACCAACCUCAAUACGAAAGCUUUGCUAAAUUGUUAGAAUUACCAAAGAACGAUGCCAAGCUUAUUAUUAAGGAUCGUUUCCCAUAUCCAAGAUAUAUCGAAUGUGAUCAAGGUUCAGGUCAAGCAAGAUUCUUGAUGGCCAAGAUUAACCCUUCAACCACUCACAAGGACCAAAUGUAUGGCCAAAAUAGUACAGUCGUUUUGACAGAUGAUGCUGCUAUGCAAGUAUUUUUGGAUGGUCUUAGAAAACUUGCUGUCCAAUCUCAAUAAAACUUGGCUGAAACUUUAUUGGAA
This is a messenger RNA of Naegleria gruberi, 2301 nucleotides long. Its product is annotated as Sec23 protein. Gene Ontology annotation, biological process: COPII-coated vesicle cargo loading; endoplasmic reticulum to Golgi vesicle-mediated transport; COPII-coated vesicle budding. Gene Ontology annotation, molecular function: zinc ion binding; GTPase activator activity. Gene Ontology annotation, cellular component: COPII vesicle coat; endoplasmic reticulum exit site. The transcript has a single exon. Lineage: Eukaryota; Heterolobosea; Eutetramitea; Acrasida; Naegleriidae. The record is from RefSeq and is a predicted model, not a curated record. Bases 1 to 2277 code for a protein of 758 amino acids.